Sparassis crispa is the source of this 324-nucleotide messenger RNA. Its product is annotated as Transcription elongation factor 1. The record is from RefSeq and is a predicted model, not a curated record. Gene Ontology annotation, biological process: transcription elongation by RNA polymerase II. Bases 1 to 324 code for a protein of 107 amino acids. Gene Ontology annotation, cellular component: transcription elongation factor complex. The transcript has 3 exons. Lineage: Eukaryota; Fungi; Basidiomycota; Agaricomycetes; Polyporales; Sparassidaceae. Gene Ontology annotation, molecular function: RNA polymerase II complex binding.
AUGGGCAAACGCAAGAAAUCGUCUCGUAAACCAACAGGCCCCCGAAAAAGGGAGCCUCUCGAGUCCACCUUCACAUGUCUCUUCUGUCACCAUGACAAAUCGGUCACUGUGAGACUCGACAGAAAGGAGGGUAUUGCAGAGCUCUUCUGCAAAGUUUGCAACCAACGUUACCAGAGCAAAGUUAACCACUUAACGGAACCCAUCGACAUCUACUCCGAGUGGAUUGAUGCUGCUGACGCCGCAGAAAAGGAAGCCGACGAUGCUCGUCCCGCUCCGAUUGCGAAGAAGAAGCGUGCACCAGUUGUGUCCAGCGAUAACGAGUAG